AUGGAUUUGACCGCUGCUAGUCCGCGGAAUACCUUGCCACCUCAACUUGGUAGCACUACAAGUGGCGAAAACGAUGUUACGGAUAAAUUGUAUCCAUCGGAUCGCACAACGACUAUGGAUGAUAUUGCUCUUAGGAAUGCGUAUUUUUUUGCUAUGAUUGCUGGCUGUACAUUGCUUGGUGUUAUUGCUAUUAUUGCAAUCGUUUACUGCUGGUUUAAGUCAAAGGAAGAUAAGGAAAAUCGACAUACACUAAAGUACCAAAAGAUAACUCAAAAAGAUUCAUCUAAACUUAAACGGGACCAAUUCGAUGAUACGGACUCUGGUCUAGCUGAAAGUGCUCAAGUUUUUCAUUAUCAUCAUCAAAAAAAGCAAUUAGAGUCAAUGGAUAGAACGAAGGAUAUUGACUCCUUGGAUAUUGGUAUGCCAGUAAGUGAAGAUGAUGUUGAUGACAACGGCGAUGAAACGGAAAAUGAAGAUGAUUUUACGAUGUAUGAAUGUCCUGGUUUAGGAUCGAAUGGAGACGUCGAAGUUACCAACCCUUUAUUUGAAGGAGAACUUACGCAUCAUCAACAGUUGGAAAUGAACGAUUUAAAUGCUCACCCAAUUAAUGUUGAACAAUGA
This is a messenger RNA of Trichoplax adhaerens, 621 nucleotides long. RefSeq lists its product as uncharacterized. The transcript is spliced from 7 exons. Gene Ontology annotation, cellular component: membrane. The record is from RefSeq and is a predicted model, not a curated record. The coding region runs from base 1 to 621 and encodes 206 amino acids. NCBI's taxonomy places the organism in Eukaryota, Metazoa, Placozoa, Uniplacotomia, Trichoplacea, Trichoplacidae.